AUGUCGAAUUCUACAACCCAAGAUAAGGCGACCGCCUCUGAACAACCUCAGCAACAACCGAAGCCCCAGGUGCUGGAAGAGGAUGAUGAGUUCGAAGAUUUCCCUGUUGAAGAUUGGAGCCAGGAAGAAGCCGAACAAUCCACCGCCAACGAAGGCAAUGAGCACCUCUGGGAAGAAAGCUGGGAUGACGACGAUGCCGCUGAGGACUUCUCCAAGCAGCUGAAGGAGGAACUCAAGAAGGUCGAAGCCGCCGCCUAA
Molecule: messenger RNA, 258 nt
Organism: Penicillium verhagenii
Lineage: Eukaryota; Fungi; Ascomycota; Eurotiomycetes; Eurotiales; Aspergillaceae
Product: proteasome regulatory particle lid subunit SEM1
Exons: 3
Coding region: 1-258 (85 amino acids)
Biological process (GO): double-strand break repair via homologous recombination; proteasome assembly; mRNA export from nucleus
Cellular component (GO): proteasome complex; proteasome regulatory particle, lid subcomplex
Source: RefSeq, a predicted model, not a curated record